UUAAAGGGAGAUAACUCUAAAUUACCAUACUUUCUGUUCAUGCCACGAUGAGACCUGAUGAACAUAAAAAGAAAAAGAACACCCAGUAUAAAAAGAAACAUGGAAUUAAAACAGGAAAUAAUGACGCAGAAGAAACUCAGUCGGGUGACAGAAAACGGAAUGUCAACAGUCGAAGGGGAGGCAAGACUGCAGACGGACGAACGCGUCAAAUAGCCGCACCGUCCGGAUUUCGAUCAGGACAAAGUUUAGGCCAAGCAUCAGGGAACAAAUAUGAUUCCUCUGAUUCUGACACUGAGUCAAGUGAUCAAAGAGCCCCUGUGUUUGAGCAGCGGAAAUUCAGCCGGCGACAGAUUGUCAGUAACUGGGACAAGUACGAUCUACCAGACCAUGGGGAGGAAACGGCUUCAUCUCGGGGGGAGGACUUCAGCAAGCUGCUGUCUUCAGCUGGUGAUGCUUUUGCCCAGUUUCGAUUUAAAGAUGAAAGGGAUUGGGAAGGUGGACCCUCCCCUGCUGUUGAUAACAGUCAAAUUGUCUCCCUUGAUUGUCCAAGUUUAGCCACAGCUAUUGACUGUAUACCACUGUACAAGAGACUCGGAGUAGACAAGGAAUCUUUUACAGAAAAUCAGAUAAUUCUUCAGGAUCUAGAAGCAAAGAAAAACCUUGAUUUGUACAACUGCUCACCAGGGCUGCCAUCAUCAAGUGAUGCAGAAAAGUCUAAUUGUACGUCAGUGUCAACAGCAGUGCACGAGACAGGUGGUUCUGACCACAAGCAGAAGCCUAAAGGGGAGAUAACUCUUACAGGCUUAGUGAAACCAACAAACUCUGUGCUGGACUUUCGGAAACCAACUACAACUUUGUGUAAGGAAGGUGAACAAAGAACUGUGGGUGUAGAAACUGUGAAAGUGGAAACUGAAGAUAAAGCUACCCUGGAUGAAGAUUUAGACUUCCUGUUGUCCCUGGAUACCCCUAGCAACAAGACGCAGGCUGCAGUUUCAUUAGUUGAAGAUAAGACUGGUACAGCUGAUCCCGUGACGGGUGCGCCAACCAAACCCAUCUCAAGUACCAAAAUAAUUCCGCCUGCUGCCAAGUCAGAUGGUGUUAAGGAGGAAGAGCUAGAGGAUUGGCUGGACAGUGUCCUUGGUGACUGACUCAGAUGAGAUGUGAAUAAUGUUACUGGGAAAGGGAGUUGGUGAGGGGCUUGUGUUACCCUGCCAUUUUUGGUUCCUUUUUGCUGAACUUCUUGCCCUGUUUGUGCCUGAACCCAGGUUAGACCGGGUCUACCGAAACGGGGUAUGAAUCGACCACAUGGAUGGGGUAGUCAGGCUCGGUGAUUUAGUGGACUGUGUGUCAUCAUUAUAAUCACCGGAUUGUCUGGGCGUUUACAAGCUGCUUUAUAGCUGGAAUGAGAGUGGCAUUAUCCAACAAACACGCAGAAAUCUUACAGUUGCCAGCAUAUGAUAAUAGUGUGGAAGAUUCCAGGAUUCUUCCUGAUCACGAUUCUUGUUUUUUCUGCAGUUAGAUUUGGGAUUCACUUAGUGGAUUACUGCUUAAUUACUGCAAUUUCAGGAUUUCCCCACACAUUCUGUGAUGUAAAUGAAAUACUGCUGAUAGCAGCGUAAGACCAAACUCCUGUGUUGUGAAUCUGAAGUACCGGCUGAUAGCAGCGUAAGACCAAACUCCUGUGUUGGGAAUCUGAAGUACCGGCUGCAAUGCUCAUCACAUUAGUUCUGUUAUGUUGAACGUGCUGAAUAUAUGUCAGCUGAUCAGUUAUUGUGCUGUAUGGAAAUAAAUGCAUGCAUAUGUAUAUGCUUUGUAUUAAAGGAGAUGAAGGAA
This is a messenger RNA of Haliotis rubra (blacklip abalone), 1833 nucleotides long. RefSeq names its product cell death regulator Aven-like. The record is from RefSeq and is a predicted model, not a curated record. The coding region runs from base 48 to 1148 and encodes 366 amino acids. Gene Ontology annotation, biological process: negative regulation of G2/M transition of mitotic cell cycle. NCBI's taxonomy places the organism in Eukaryota, Metazoa, Mollusca, Gastropoda, Lepetellida, Haliotidae. The transcript has 6 exons.